Sclerotinia trifoliorum is the source of this 1813-nucleotide messenger RNA. NCBI's taxonomy places the organism in Eukaryota, Fungi, Ascomycota, Leotiomycetes, Helotiales, Sclerotiniaceae. The record is from the annotation of a GenBank genome assembly.
GUGCUAUUAUUGCUCCUGCUCUUGCUACUGCUAGUACCGAAAGCUCUCUUAUCCCAUCAAUUUCAGCCAUCUUCCUUUCUCUUAUCAACUCAACAACCAACUCUUUUAUUCAUCAACCAUUUCUGAAUUUCAUCAAAGACAUUCUUCUCUCUUAUAACUCGAUCUUUCAUUAAUACGAUACGAUACACUACAUUACAUACGAAUUAAUUCUACAUCAUGAAGGGUGCAUUUCUCGCCGCAGCAUCGCUGCUCGGCAGUGCGAGUGCUGGUGUUCACAAGAUGCCUCUCAAGAAGGUAUCCUUGAGUGAACAACUCGCUACCGCCAACAUGGAUACUCAUGUCAAGCAUUUGGGACAAAAGUAUAUGGGUGUCAGACCUCAAUCUCAUGCCAGUGAGAUGUUCAAGGAGACUUCCGUUCACCUUGAGGGAGGCGAUCACGCUGUUCCAGUUUCCAACUUCCUUAAUGCUCAAUGUAAGUAUAUACAUCAGUAACGAGUAUUCAUUAGGUACUGACUAUUGAAUAGACUUCUCCGAAAUUACUAUCGGAACACCACCACAAACAUUCAAGGUCGUCCUUGAUACCGGAAGUUCCAACCUUUGGGUUCCAUCAUCCGAAUGCGGUUCAAUCGCGUGCUAUCUUCACACAAAGUACGACUCAUCCUCAUCCUCUACAUACGAGCAGAAUGGAACAUCAUUCGAGAUUCGUUAUGGUUCGGGAAGCUUGAGCGGUUUCACUUCUAGGGAUGUUAUGUCUAUUGGUGACCUUAAGAUCAAGGAUCAAAUCUUCGCCGAAGCAACCGAGGAACCAGGUCUUGCAUUUGCUUUUGGCAGAUUCGAUGGUAUCUUGGGUCUUGGUUAUGAUACCAUUUCUGUCAACCAGAUCGUCCCACCUUUCUAUAACAUGAUUGAUCAAGGACUCUUGGAUGAGCCAGUUUUCGCUUUCUACUUGGGUGACUCUAAGGAUGAGAGCGACGAGUCUGAGGCUAUCUUCGGUGGUGUUAACAAGGAUCACUACGAGGGCAAGAUCACUGAGAUCCCAUUGAGACGUAAGGCAUACUGGGAAGUUGACCUUGAUGCUAUCGCCUUUGGUGAUGCUAAGGCCGAUCUUGAUAACACUGGUGUUAUACUCGACACCGGAACUUCUCUCAUCGCUCUUCCAUCCACUCUUGCUGAGCUUCUUAACAAGGAGAUUGGUGCUAAGAAGGGUUGGAACGGUCAAUACUCGGUCGAUUGUGCAAAGCGUGACAGUCUCCCAGAUCUUACAUUCACACUCAGCGGUAAUGACUUCGCUAUUACCCCUUACGACUACAUUCUUGAAGUUCAAGAUUCUUGUAUUUCCACAAUCAUGGUAAGUUUUCCUAAUGCAUUGGUUCCCUUCCCUAGUUGAAUGUCUGCUAACGAUAUUUUAGGGUAUGGAUUUCCCAGAGCCAGUAGGACCUCUUGCUAUCUUGGGUGAUGCAUUCCUUCGAAGAUAUUACUCUGUCUAUGAUCUUGGCAAGAACACUGUUGGACUUGCUAAGUCAAAGGCAUAAAUGCAUAAUCUUUGAGCCAAAGAGCCAAAGUUGUAACAAAUUUGACUGCCCUAGUAUAUGUCUGUGGCAUGAAUCAGUGAUGGGAAUUUCCUUUUAGUCUGUAGAAUAGGAAGGUCUCAUUUCUAAUAAUAACUAUGCAUGGUUUUCUUAAGGGAAUGAGGCCACUUUUUCCUUGAUCAAAAUGCCUACAAUUGAUCAUUAGGUCACUAUCCAUUAGUUCCUUGAUGUCUACAUACCUACUAGUACGGUACAGAAUGCAAUUAAAUUACUAUAAAAUACAA